Aaosphaeria arxii CBS 175.79 is the source of this 678-nucleotide messenger RNA. RefSeq lists its product as uncharacterized. Bases 4 to 678 code for a protein of 224 amino acids. The record is from RefSeq and is a predicted model, not a curated record. The transcript has a single exon. NCBI's taxonomy places the organism in Eukaryota, Fungi, Ascomycota, Dothideomycetes, Pleosporales.
AUCAUGAAGGAAACGAGCUUGGAAGAAACGACGUCUAUUGCUCGGAAGGACACGCCGACCAAUGGGAACGAGCCCAGCACGGCCCGACAGAACGACGCCAAACGGGCCGGACCCCCGACGUCAGAACCGGCUUUCCUGACAGGGUCAGCCCCUCAACCGCCACCACCAGCCUUGAUGCCAGAUGCUGUGCGACUUGUGACUCGUAAUGCUACACCACUGGAUUGCAGUAACGUGGAACAGAGUCCCCUCUCCAUCUACCGGGCGGCCGCCGGCUUGACCCCCACACCUGCAGGUCCUAACUAUACCGAGUUACAGUCUAUCCUACGCGACCUCAUUGUACUGGCGCGCCAGUGCUUCAAUCGUCACGAGUGCAGCAUAACCCUUCAUAUGCGGUCACUCCGGCUCCACGGUCGCACCAAGCGCUUUUUCGAUAGAUGGGUUGGACACGACUUCCUUGGAGACGGAAUGUAUGGCUAUUGUCUAGAGACGCAGCAACUGUUCAACAUAAUCGAGAUUGUUGCUCGAAAUGAUCCAUCCUUUCACUUCGGGCCAAUCGCUUGGCCACAACCCAAUAUUGGAUCUGACGACUACUGCGCCCUGAAAAGCGCUGUAUGCAUGGAAAUCGACAGUCUUAUUUUUAAGAGAUCUGACUUGAACUUGGCCGAGCUUGCAAUAUAG